This is a messenger RNA of Branchiostoma belcheri (Belcher's lancelet), 2007 nucleotides long. RefSeq names its product macrophage mannose receptor 1-like. The record is from RefSeq and is a predicted model, not a curated record. The coding region runs from base 243 to 1703 and encodes 486 amino acids. Lineage: Eukaryota; Metazoa; Chordata; Leptocardii; Amphioxiformes; Branchiostomatidae. The transcript is spliced from 6 exons.
UCUUCAUUUGCAUGUAGAUCCUCUUACCAUGCUUUAGUGGUGUCAUGUACUUAACAAAAUCAUUAACUUGCAAAUUCCCAAAAUUCAUUUCUAAAAACUUAGUAUGUAGUAAAUGUUUAAAAAAAACUGAAGAGUUGUCUUGAUACUGAAUUCUCCCAUUGUUUUAUGAUGGAUGACCGCCUCUUAUGGUACAUUGACACAACUGAGUGCAUACAGGCAUGACAGAGUGAUGGUUAAAAAUAAUGUUGAUAUUGUCCACAGGCAAACCAGAAUGUCCUGCUCACAGUAGCUGGACAGACUGUGGAUCCGCCUGCCCUGCAUCAUGUGACAUGCUUGGUUCUGACGUCAUCUGCACAGCAGUUUGUAUCCCUGGCUGCCAAUGUGAUGAUGGGUACGUGCGGGAUGGACUGAUGAACUGUGUGCCAAAGGAACAAUGCUACAAUAGUGGCUGCAACCACAAUGGCAAUCAUUAUGAUGAGGGAGUGACAUGGGCUGAUCAGGUGUCCCCUGGACAUAACUGUGAAUGCCUCCAAUCAGAAGCGCUCUGCCUUGUCGUUGACUGUAAACCUGGCUACCAGCAUGUCAUCGGGCCAGAGGGAUCCUGGACAUGCCAGCAAAUCAAUCUACAGUGCACCUCUGGUUAUCAACUGUUCAGAGACGUAUGCUACAAGGUAUUUGACACUACGCUGGACUACCAAGAGUCGGAAGCUGUGUGUAGAGAAGACGGUGGUAUGCUGGCGAUGCCGCGGGACCAGGCCAUUGACAACUUCCUCAUCCAGCUGAGAUCAUCCGUCAACCCAGACGUUAGGUACUGGAUAGGACUGACAGACAGGAGGAUGGAAGGAGUAUGGACUUGGGCAGAUGGACAGCGACUUGGUGCCUACUCCAGUUGGGCACUAGGGGAACCGAAUAGCGCGGGUGAUGAGGACUGUGCACUUUACGCAGCUCAUCCAGACAGUAAGGACAAGUGGAAUGAUGUGGCCUGCUUCUAUCCCUACCGAUUCAUCUGCCAAAAGCCAGCUAUGGUUGCACCAGUUGUUACUGAAAAAACAACUAUGAAGACACCUGUGCAGCAGCCAGUGUCUUCACCGAACUGCCCCACCAGCUACAGUGAGUUCAUGGGGAGGUGCUACAGCCUGUCUACGGUGCUAGCGACCGAGGGGAGAGCUGAACACAUCUGUGCAGAGCAGGGAGCCCAGCUGGUGGUGCACGAUCAGGAUCCCUAUUGGCCAGAAUUCCUAAUGGCUGAGCUGAAUGCUCUGAAUGGAGAGGCAACUACCUUCCAGUACUGGACGAACGAGCCAGACCAUUUGAGUCAACUUGACCUGAUCCGCCACACCCUCAAGUUUGGCAGCCCUGCCAAUGCAUGCUGGGUCAGGGACCUGUUCCAGAGAACUCCUGUGGCAGUGAACUGCUCUGCUCCGCACAACUUUAUCUGCGAGCAAGACAUGAAUACAGCCAUAGAAGCCGGUGAACAGGAGCUUACAUCUAUUGUGGGAUACCCAUCACCUGAAGUUGCUCCAUAUGACACCAUGAAAGAGCCACGGCUGGAUACUGGUGAUCCAUCUCUGGCAGAUCUGAUGGAGAGCAACGACAACACAGAAGAUCCAGCCCUACUUGAAGAUCCCAAGCAAGAGGCAGACCAGGACACUGGUGAUUCAAUGAUGUCACUCAUGGACAAGAUCAAAUACUCAAUUGCAUAAAAUGCCAGAGUUGCCAUCAGCUUGAUUACCAUUUGAUUGAAAAAGACCUUGCAACAAAUUCUCAAAGACAUCUACUCACAGUCACAUCACAAAUUUGUUCCAAGUUUAGAGAUUUUUUCAGUCAAUGCAUUGACAAAAAAUGUCAAAAUCUUAAAUGAGAUGACUAAUUAUGUGUAAGGUUUUCGGACUAUCUAUGAUGGAAAUUUUUUCAGUCUAUUAACCGAAUCAGAAUUUUUUUCAAUUAUAACAAAUUUUGCAAAAUUUGCACCACAUUUGAGCCAGUAGCUAUGGAAAAGUGACACUA